This is a messenger RNA of Vombatus ursinus (common wombat), 2497 nucleotides long. It is a transcript of the gene G6PC1, whose product is annotated as glucose-6-phosphatase catalytic subunit. The record is from RefSeq and is a predicted model, not a curated record. Gene Ontology annotation, cellular component: membrane. Gene Ontology annotation, biological process: gluconeogenesis; glucose 6-phosphate metabolic process. Bases 67 to 1140 code for a protein of 357 amino acids. NCBI's taxonomy places the organism in Eukaryota, Metazoa, Chordata, Mammalia, Diprotodontia, Vombatidae. The transcript has 5 exons. Gene Ontology annotation, molecular function: glucose-6-phosphatase activity.
GGCAGAGCCUGAAAUAACUUCACGUGCUUUGCUGAGGACCUACAGAAGUGCCAAGGGGAGGUGAGGAUGGAGGCAGGGAUGAACGUCCUCCAUGACUUUGGGAUCCAAUCGACCCACUACCUCCAAGUAAAUUAUAAGGAUUCCAAGGACUGGUUCAUCUUGGUCUCAAUGCUUGCAGAUCUCAGGAAUGCCUUCUAUGUCCUCUUUCCCAUUUGGUUCCAUGUUCAAGAGACUGUAGGCAUCAAACUCCUCUGGGUGGCUGUGAUUGGAGACUGGCUUAAUUUGGUUUUUAAGUGGAUUCUUUUUGGACAGCGUCCAUACUGGUGGGUAUUAGACACUGACUACUACAUAAACAUGUCUGUGCCUGUAAUAAAGCAGUUCCCCAUCACCUGUGAGACUGGACCAGGUAGUCCUUCGGGCCAUGCCAUGGGUGCAGCAGGUGUAUACUAUGUAAUUGUUACAUCCAUCCUCUCCCUUACUCGUGGAAAGAAGAAGUCGACUCUCGGAUUCCGGUGCCUGCACGUGCUCCUGUGGUUGGGGUUCUGGGUUGUGCAGCUCAACGUCUGUCUGUCCCGAAUCUAUCUCGCAGCCCAUUUCCCUCAUCAGGUUGUUGCUGGAGUCCUCUCAGGUAUUGCUGUUGCUGAAACUUUCCGACACAUCCAGAGCAUCUACAAUGCCAGUCUCAAGAAGUAUAUUGUGAUCACCUUCUUCCUAUUCAGCUUUGCUAUUGGAUUUUACCUGAUGCUGAAAGGGAUGGGGAUUGACCUCCUAUGGACCCUAGAGAAAGCCAAGAAGUGGUGUGAGCGGCCAGAAUGGGUCCAUAUUGACACCACCCCCUUUGCCAGUCUGCUCAAAAACCUUGGGACCCUCUUUGGCCUGGGCCUGGCCCUCAACUCCAGUAUGUACAAGGAAAGUCGCAAAGGGAAACAGAAAAAGCAGCUCCCCUUCCGCCUGUGUUGUAUUGUGGCCUCACUGGUCAUCUUGCAUCUUUUUGAUGCUUUCAAACCCCCAUCCCAGGUGGAGAUGCUUUUCUACGCUCUAUCUUUUUGCAAGAGUGCGGCCGUGCCUCUGACAUCGGUUAGCCUUAUCCCUUACUGCUUCUCUCGGAUCCUGGGCCAGUCGGAGAAAAAAUUUUUAUAGUGAACCUGGAAACUUGAAUAUUCAGUAUAAAUGAAUUGUGCUACCUGGGGGUAAGUGGCGCUCUGACAGCCUAUGGUGUGGCCAACAGGUCCAGGAGUCGGACCACUGACUCUCAUCUCAUUAGAAUCCUCAGUCCUUUUGUGUGGGGGUUCUUUGAGAGCUAGUGAGGCUUCUGAGCGACCUGCAGCAUCCCAGAGAACUUCUCUGAUUACAAAGAGACUGUUAGCCCUGGACUCUCUCAUGAAGGCAUGUUACUUUUAUUCUGUCUAAUCCACGGUAGCAGAACUUCCAGAUGAGACAGGCCUCACCAAUCUCUAGUACCAGAGUUUAGGUUGGGAAUUUCACUUGCGAAUUUUUCCAGGCCAUGUUUACUCAUGCUGAGAAAAGGAGGAAGGAGCAGGAUAGUGAGGAAAGAAGUAGAGAUGUAGGAGAAUUUCUGAGGAUUCCACAUAUCAUAUAAAAAAAAUCAUAUGAUAAAUAUUACCUGAAUGGCAUCAAUUAGUUUGAAUCAUCUAAGGGAAGGCAAUUUCCCCAAUGGAGACCAGCCUGGCAAGAAUGAUACAUAGGCAGCAAGAUAGGUAAUUCUUCUUAUCUUUUUCUUGAAUGGACGUAUGAUCAACAUACUAAUACCAGUGUUUUCAAGUGGCUGAGAUGAGCUACAUAUCCUACCUGGGUCAGGAUAUUCAGCCAUAUUUUGUUUAAUAAAUGUUCUAUUGAUACUCUUUUUUAAAAAAAUCUAGGUCACUUUCUAAUGACUCCCCACCUUCCUCCUCCAGCUCCACCUCUCCCCUCAACCCUUCCGUAUAACAAAAAAGUUUAGUUAAGCAAAAUAUACCAACAUAUUAACCACAUCUGAUAACGUAGAUCUCACUCAAUCCCUAGAGUCCAUCAAAAGGAGGAGGAAAGGUAUGUUUCACAAUCAGUCCUCUGAAAUAGAGACUGCUCCCUACAUCCAUCAGGGUGCUGAUGUCUAAUAUUGCAUCAAUAUUACAUUUUUUUUACAUUAUAGGGGUCAUCAUAUAAAUUAUUCUCGUAUAUUCAUUCUUCCUCUAUAUCACAGUAGCUCACUUUUCUCCUGCUCUCUCCCAUUGGCCUCACCUCCCCUGUAUUAUCUUAUUCCCAGCUCUCUGAAAAAGCGAAUCUCUUCUGGUGCUUCUAUAUUUUUAGGUUAAGCUCUAGGAUAAUGGGGAAAACGGCAAGGAGAGGGCAACCUUUCUAGCUUCCCAGAAGGUCACUCCAAUGUAACUUUUGAUUCCUAGAGAGCAAAUGUGGCUCCUUCCCCUGGCCCAAGUGGGAAAGGAAAGAAAACCGGAAAAAAGACCAAACUCCUCUUUUCCUGUUCUCCAAAAGGGCUCCU